UCAAAGGCGAGUUACCAACGGUAGCGAUUUGUGACUUAAGGUAGUAGGUAACUACCUAGAUACCUGGGUAAAAUGCGUAUCACCCAACCAGUUCUCCUGAAUGACCUAUCUCCUGAAUGACCUAGGCCGAGCAUUUGAAUGCUGCAGCCGAGACUUUCUCCCUUGGCAUGACAUUUCACACUUUGUUACUUGUACGUGAUGGUAGCUACACACGUUAACACCAAUCAUUCCGCAAUGGUCGAGUCCAGCGACCUAUCCCCCGACGACGUCAAGUCGGCCGAGUUGGCAGAGGCCUCAAACGCAACCGAAAAAGUCCCCUCCCCCUCAAUUUCGUCCAGGCCGAUAGACGUGGAUCGGGAAGGAUCAGGAGCCGGGCAGGGGGGCCUUGUUGACUUCGGCGACGAGACAGACUUGUCAAAUCCUCAAAAUUGGUCCCCGAAGCUCAAAUGGUCUCUAAUUGUUUUAGUUUCCCUGUUGGAUUUCGCAGUAUCUCUAGCGACGAUCAUCUGUGCGCCAGUCGCACCCCAGAUCUUGGCCGAGUUUAACGAGACAGACGACUUCUACAUAACCUUCAUCGUCUCGGUUUGGGAGCUUGGGGAAAUUUUCGGCCCGCUCAUCGUCGCGCCUCUUUCUGAGCUCUACGGACGAUUGUAUAUUUACCAUGCCGGCAAUAUCCUCUGCAUUGUAUUCUCGGCCGCUUGUGCCUUGAGUACUAAUAUCCAGAUGUUAGUAGCAUUCCGCUUCCUGAAUGGCUUAGCAGUUGUGUCUACGGCGCUCAACCCCAGCAUUGUUGGUGACCUCUUCCGGGUUGAGCAGCGAGGAAGCGCCAUGUCAAUAGUAGGUCUUGCUACGAUGAUGGGGCCCGUCGUCGGUCCUAUUAUAGGAGGUUAUCUUGGCGGCGCAAUGGGAUGGCGAUGGUGUUUCUGGCUCAUCACCAUCCUGUGCGGCUUUCUCGAGAUAGGCUUUUUGCUCUUGUUACGUGAAACCUAUUCCGUACAGAUCCUCAAAGGCAAAGCAAAGCGGCUUCGUAGGGAGACGAAUAACCCUAACAUAAGGUCUAAGUACGAAACAGAGCACACGGCGCUACAGCUGCUUCAAAAUGCGUGUAUACGACCUUUGACACUACUUUUCACGUCGCCCAUUUUAUUUUUAAUGUCCCUAUACGUUGCUGUGGUUUAUGGAUAUCUCUACCUCGUUAUGACAACUAUCACCACUGUCUUCGAAUCCGUUUAUAACUUUUCAUCAACCGUAGUCGGCCUCAGCUUUCUAGGACUUGGUAUUGGUUGCGUGAUUGGUGUUUUCUUUUGUCGAGCGACGCUCGAUCUCUGGGUUCGUCGUCAGGCCAAAUCCGGACAGGUUCAACCUGAACAGCGUCUUCCUCCUGUUAUAUUCGGCGGGUUUAUUCUUCCUGUUGGCCUGUUCAUGUACGGUUGGACAGCCGAGGCUCACACGCACUUCUUGGCGCCAAUAAUCGCUACCGGAAUCUUGGGCAUGGGCCUUGUUUCCACUACAAUUCCGGUGCGAAGCUACCUAGUUGACGCAUUUGGAAUAUAUGCUGCAAGUGCAAUUGCCGGGUGUGCUGUAUUGAGAAAUCUUGGUGGAACAUUUGUUCCACUCGCAGGGCCACCGUUGUAUCAAAAGCUAGGGCUCGGCUGGGGCAAUUCAGUGUUGGGUUUUAUUGCGUUAGCCUUCAUACCCGUCCCGCUGCUCUUGAUGAGAUAUGGUCAAGCAUUGAGAUCAAGGGACAAGCGCAAAUUCGAAGGGUAAAAAAAAAAGUCGAAAUAUCCCGUUAUGGUUUUCAGUUCAAUCUCUUGGUCUAGACGUAGAGUUUUUGAUACACACCUCCAUUAAAUACCUAUCUACCUAUGUAUAUCUAGGUAGGUAGGUAUAUGUACCUAUAUAUACUUACCUACUAUGUUCAUCUUUGACUAGGGUUAUUGCGCUAUAUUCUAUAAUCUUACGUAUAAGACGCUAUAUACAGGGAUAAAAUAAGGUUGGAAAUAUCCCUACAGCUGUCACUGGGGUGUUCAUACAUACAGACAAGACAGAAUAUUCAAACACAGCUCGUUAAAGAUUCAAGCUGCA
This is a messenger RNA of Daldinia decipiens, 2085 nucleotides long. RefSeq names its product MFS multidrug transporter. Gene Ontology annotation, biological process: transmembrane transport. Gene Ontology annotation, molecular function: transmembrane transporter activity. The transcript is spliced from 3 exons. The record is from RefSeq and is a predicted model, not a curated record. The coding region runs from base 199 to 1767 and encodes 522 amino acids. Lineage: Eukaryota; Fungi; Ascomycota; Sordariomycetes; Xylariales; Hypoxylaceae.